This is a messenger RNA of Mya arenaria, 1664 nucleotides long. Its product is annotated as protein Dr1-like. Gene Ontology annotation, biological process: positive regulation of transcription by RNA polymerase II; chromatin remodeling; negative regulation of transcription by RNA polymerase II. Gene Ontology annotation, molecular function: protein heterodimerization activity; TBP-class protein binding; general transcription initiation factor activity. Gene Ontology annotation, cellular component: negative cofactor 2 complex; membrane. The transcript has 5 exons. Bases 1063 to 1575 code for a protein of 170 amino acids. Lineage: Eukaryota; Metazoa; Mollusca; Bivalvia; Myida; Myidae. The record is from RefSeq and is a predicted model, not a curated record.
UUGCUUUCGUGUUGUCGGUAAAGUGGACAGAGAAAGAAAAAGUGGUAUGUGUCUGACACUGGCAAGAUGGACCGGCUGCUAUAUAAUGCUCGUUGAAAGAGCAUGACAUUGCUUGGUGUACACUCUUCCAAUUGGUUGGUCUUCCAAUAUCCAACGUAAUAAAACUGAGGAACAAUUGCAUUGGUUUUGUUCAGAUUGCGUUUGAAAGCUGGAAGGUACGGGGCUGUUCGAGUUUCGUCAUGAAGGGCAUUCUACGAAGAUAUAUAGUAGAAGGAAGAAAAAGAGGUGGACAACAGCUUUGAACAGCUUUGAUCUGCAUGGCAAGUUGCGGAUAUUACCCGAGUUCCGAAAGUAAAAAGUGGUUGUAUCUCUGACACGGGAGGGUAUCAUGGACGACGAGUAGAGCGGGGUCAUUGAAUGAAACAUCUAGUAAAAUAUGGUGAGCUUUUGUGUGCGUGAUCUGUCCUUAAGUGGUUCUAGGGCAGUUUCGGAUAUAGAUUGUUUAAGGGCACAAGACGUGUUGCAUCAGAAAUCAUUCUAGCGGCCUCGUGUUGAAUUUUCUCAAGUUCUUCUUCCGCAUGCGCGAUAUUGUACCAGGCGACAUCCGCGUACUCGAAUAAGGGUCUGAUAAAGGUUGUAUAAAAUAAAUGUAAUGAUCUUCCGUCGAAGAGGAAUUUGUUAGACCUCAUUAAUGUAUUCUCUUCCAUGCCUUUUGUUUGACAUACUGAAUAUGUUCAUGCCAGGACGAUGAACUCGGGUGUGUGACACCCAAGUGUGUAUUUGAGCGCCCCCACCUCCCGGACCAUGUGAUACACACCUGAUCACAACACUAAUGACACUCGAGUUUUGUGCAAAGGGAGGUAUAUGUACAAAUCCACUCAUUCUUACUGAUGAGUCCAUAGGGAAUAUUGGCACUCAAAUCGUCAGCAGACUGUGAUGAAGAUUAAUUUUUCUUCACACACUGACAAUGCUGUAGAUGCUAGAUACAGUUGACGUUUUACCAAGCCCUUGUUGUAUUCACAAUAUUCCCAUUAUAUACAUGUGAGAUCACAAUUAAACAUCAUGGGAGACAAUCGAGAUGACGAUGAUCUUAGUAUUCCUCGGGCUUCCUUGAACAAGAUGAUUAAGGAAGUAAUACCCAAUGUUCGAGUGGCGAACGACUCAAGAGAACUAAUUCUCAACUGCUGUACAGAGUUUAUCCACCUUGUGUCUACAGAAGCAAAUGAUAUCUGCAAUAAACAGCUCAAGAAAACGAUAUCACCAGAACAUGUUCUUGCAGCCCUCGACAGUCUAGGAUUUGGCGCAUACAAGGAGGAUGCUACAGAGGUGUUGAAGGAAGCCAAGGCUGUGGCCGCCAAGAGACGGAGGGGAAGCUCGCGCCUUGAAAACCUAGGCAUUCCUGAGGAGGAACUGGUCAGGCAACAACAGGAGCUCUUUGCUCAGGCCCGACAAGAGCAAGCCCAGAAGGAGCAACAAGAGUGGCAACAACUGCAGCAAGUAAUGCAGCAACACCAGCCAGUUAAUACAGCCUCACAACAUGGGGAUGGGACAGAGGAUGAUGAUGACUAUUCUUGAAGGGCGUUGUUUUAUAUUGUUGUUUUUUUGUAAUGAACUUCUUAUACAUUGAUGAUUGUAAAGAUUAAUAAAUGUAUCAUGAUUUUUUA